Molecule: messenger RNA, 732 nt
Organism: Quercus robur (English oak)
Lineage: Eukaryota; Viridiplantae; Streptophyta; Magnoliopsida; Fagales; Fagaceae
Exons: 2
Coding region: 67-570 (167 amino acids)
Source: RefSeq, a predicted model, not a curated record
GAUGAUUCUUCAUUCCACAAGUCAAUUCCAAUUGUCUUAUAGCUUAUUUCUGAUCCUUUUUCUAAAAUGGAUUUCAAAGCUGUGCUCUUUUUGUUCACCACUCUUCUUGUGGUCACCACAAGAGUUUCAUGUGACAAGGAACGCUCAGAUGCACCUACUCAUGCGCCUUCGCCAAAGGCACACCCACAUCCACCACCACAUCAACAUCAUCGUGAGAUUGCACCAUCUCAUGCUCCUCAUCAUGCAAAGCCACCCACUCAUGCACAUCCACCAAAGGCACACCCUCAUCUACCACAUCAACAUCAUCGUGAGAAUGCACCGUCUCAUGCUCCUCAUCAUGCAAAGCCACCCACUCAUGCACAUCCACCAAAGGCACACCCUCAUCUACCAUAUCAACAUCAUCAUGAGAAAGCACCAUCUCAAGCUCCUCAUCAUGCACAUCCAUCCACUCAUGCACAUCCACCAAAGGCACACGUUCAUCCACCACACCAACAUCAUCAUGUGAAUGCACCAUCUCAAGCUCCUCAUCAUGCACAUCCACCCACUCAUGCACAUCCACCAAAGGCUUGAAAGUUUGUAAUAAGUAUCAUAAAGGUGUGAAAAUAAUUUGUUUUCCUCAGGCAAUAAAUUUGUGGUGUUAGGCCAAGAGUUGUAUAACAUGGUGCUGAGCCUACUAGAUAUUCCCAUUUACUAUUUCAGAUAAUAAUAUAUUUACCAGAUUUUCUUUAUAAA